AUGGACGACAAAUCCCACAAUGAUUCAACGGAUAGACAGCUGUUAAUACUAUAUGGAAGUCAGACAGGUUGUGCGCAAGACUCUGCAGAGAGGACAGCGAGGGAGGCAAGAAGGAGACAUUUUAGAGUUCGAAUAUUCGCUAUGGAUGAAUACGAUAGAACAAAACUUAUAAACGAACCACUCGUUAUUUUUAUAUGCUCAACGACUGGGCAAGGUGAUGAACCUGAUAAUAUGAAGAAAUUUUGGAAAUUUCUUUUGCGAAAGAACCUUCCUAACGACAUUCUUAACCAAAUGAAAUUCACCGUGUUUGGGCAGGGAGACUCGUCAUACAUAAGGUAUAAUUAUCCGGCGAAAAAGCUUUGGAAGCGUCUUCUGCAACUCGGGGCAGAAAGCAUUUAUCCAAGAGGUGAUGGGGAUGAUCAACAUUUCCUCGGUCAAGACGGAGCAUUUGACCCGUGGAUUCAAGGUCUAUGGGACGUGUUGAUGAAGAUGUACCCCUUGCCAGCUGGAGUGGAUAUUAUUCCAUCUGAGGAUUUAUAUCCUUUCUUUAUUGACUCUGGUGUUCCAUUAUCCGACGAGUCUACUGAGUAUGAGUAUACCGUACGGUUGGCCUCUAAUCAAAGGAUUACGGCAACUGACCAUUUUCAAGAUGUGAGGCAUUUGGAGUUUGCUAUUGAAGAGCCUUUUAUAAGUUAUGAUCCGGGAGAUAUUAUGGUAGUGAGGCCUAGGAACCUGAAAAAGGAUGUGGACUCGUUUCUAGAAAUGAUGAAAUGGACAGACAUUGCGGAUAAUCCAUUUGUCUUGGUGCCGAAUCAGGAAGAUUACAAAAUCCCAAAACAUUGGGAAUCAAGGUUAACUCUAAGAUUACUAUUUGAGAAAUAUUUGGAUAUUUUUAGCACACCGAGACGAUCUUUUUUUGAAUUUCUGUCGUAUUUUACAACAAACGAAGAUCAGACCGAGAAAUUGCGUGAAUUCUGUUCUGCUGAAGGCCAGGACGACUUGUAUGCGUAUAAUCAACGCGUCAGACGCACCAUAGUUGAAGUCUUGCAUGACUUUUCAUCUGCAACGAUUCCUAUCAACUACAUUCUUGAUGUGUUUCCAAUGAUACAGCCACGGCAAUUCUCUAUAUCGUCAGCAAGUAGUAUGCAUUCUAAUGUAAUACACUUAACAGUGGCUAUUGUCAAUUAUAAAACGCUACUAAAAUCUCCGAGAAGAGGUGUUUGCACUAAAUGGAUGGAAACGCUGGAGAUCGGUUCUGUCAUUCCAUUUAACGUUAUUAAGGGAACGAUGAGACUUCCACGUGAUUCAGGGAUACCAGUAAUACUAAUUGGUCCUGGCACCGGAGUAUCAGUGAUGAAGGCGUUCAUUGAGGAUCGCAUUCAAGUGGGUGCUACAGAAAAUUACCUUUUCUUUGGCUGCCGAUAUCAUGAUAAAGAUUAUUACUACAAAAAUGAAUGGGAUACCUAUGUUCGAGAGGGUCAAUUAACAGUGUUUGUUGCGUGUUCACGAGAUCAAGAUAAAAAAAUAUAUGUCCAGGACUUGAUCAAACAGAAUGCAGCCUUAAUAUGGAGACUUGUACAUGAUCAAGGAGGAUAUGUCUACCUAUCUGGACGAUCCGACAAAAUGCCAGCCGCUGUUAUCGAAUCGUUCAUAGAGGUUUUUAAAAAGGAAGGAGACAUGGAUGAUGAUCAGGCUAAAAAAUAUUUCAAUAGAAUGGAAAAGAAUAGACGGUUUCAACAGGAAUGUUGGUCAUAA
Molecule: messenger RNA, 1755 nt
Organism: Paraglomus occultum
Lineage: Eukaryota; Fungi; Glomeromycota; Glomeromycetes; Paraglomerales; Paraglomeraceae
Source: the annotation of a GenBank genome assembly